CCCGUUCGUCCCUCACACCCACUCUUCUCUUCUCUCUCUUAUUCUCCUGUUCAUGCCAUAUUAUGUGCAGAGGAGCCGAAAGUGCACAGAGAACACAACCCGUGCAUUUCACACGGACAUCCAGAGAAACCAGAAGAGAGACUAAUACAGUGAUGCUACAGUAAACUGACAUUAUAGCAGGGACGCGUUUUCAGCUUUCCUGACAUUUACAGUCCAGAUUUGGGAAAAAAAAAAAAAAAAAAAAAAAAAAAAGUUGGCAGAGAGACCUUGCCCUGCCUCGCGACCUUUUUCCAUCUACUUUUGAAAGUGAAAAGGCACCAAAGCCAUGCUACAGAGAAAGUAAGUUUCCUUUUUGUAUUUUUAAGAAAGGAAAACCCCUGGUUUAAUGAAACAAAUGUGCUGAAGUUAUGGCAGCGCUAAGGCGUAAAUUUGGAGAGGACUACCAGGUGGUGAACACGAACAGAGGCGCGACUUUCCCCAGCGCACCGGUGAAGAAGAAGCGCCAGCGCUUUGUGGAGAAGAACGGACGCUGCAACGUCCAGCACGGAAAUCUCGGCGGAGAGACCAGUCGCUAUUUAUCCGACCUGUUCACCACGCUUGUGGACUUGAAGUGGCGCUGGAACCUUCUCAUUUUCAUCCUCACCUACACCAUCGCCUGGCUGGUCAUGGCCUCGAUGUGGUGGAUCAUCGCAUAUAUAAGAGGGGACUUGAAUCAUGGCCAUGACGCUUCGUACACUCCGUGCGUCGCCAAUGUUUACAACUUCCCGUCAGCGUUCCUCUUUUUCAUUGAAACCGAAGCAACCAUUGGCUACGGUUACCGCUAUAUUACGGAGAAGUGCCCUGAGGGCAUCAUCCUGUUUCUGUUCCAGUCUUUGCUGGGCUCGAUAGUAGACGCGUUUCUCAUCGGCUGCAUGUUCAUUAAGAUGUCCCAGCCCAAGAAGCGCGCAGAGACUCUCAUGUUCAGUCAAGACGCGGUGAUCUCACAGCGAGACGGAAAACUCUGCUUAAUGUUCCGCGUGGGCAAUCUGAGGAACAGCCAUAUGGUGUCCGCGCAAAUCAGGUGUAAACUCAUAAAGUCUCGUCAGACGCCGGAGGGCGAGUUCCUGCCGUUGGAUCAGUGUGAACUAGAUGUGGGCUUUGGAACAGGUGCUGACCAACUCUUUCUGGUCUCUCCCCUCACCAUCUGCCACGAGAUCAAUCCCAAGAGCCCUUUCUUCGACCUCUCCCAACGCUCGCUCAUGAACGAGCAGUUUGAGAUCGUCGUCAUCUUGGAGGGCAUUGUGGAGACAACGGGUAUGACAUGUCAGGCUCGUACCUCGUACACGGAAGACGAGGUGUUAUGGGGUCACCGCUUCCUGCCAGUCAUGUCUCUGGAAGAGGGCUUCUUUCGAGUGGACUACUCCCAGUUUCACAGCACCUUUGAGGUCCCCACGCCACCCUACAGCGUGAAAGAAUACGAGGAGAAAUCCUCACUCCCAUCCCCUUUGCUCACGCCACACCGGGAGCGAGUAUUUUCCAUGGACUGCCUGGAAGCAGGUGAGGAAGGGCUACAUCCCGGAAGUGCUUCUUGCAAGCUGCCCAGCAAACUCCAGAAAAUGAGUUCAUCUGGUAGAGAAGAUCUGCAGAGGAAGGUGCUACGCUUAAGCUCGCAGCAGUCCGAAAAGGCUUCGAGCACGGGGGACCUUCCUCUGAAACUACAGCGCCUCGGCUCCAGCCCUGGGCAGGCUGACGGAGAGGCACGAUUCCACCUCAAAGCGCUUAAAGUGGGUUUCCAGCCCAUGGCAAUGUCCACGGGAGACCUCCACCAGAGAAGUCUGCCUCCCACUCCAGCAGCCAUCCCCACACACCCCCACGGUCCCCCACACACGCCUGGCGGCCGACCAGAGGACAACCUGCCUCCCAAAUUAAGGAAGAUGAAUGCAGAUCGCUGACCUAGAAGUGCUUUUAAAACUUUCUCCUAAUCUGAGAGCAGUUUUCAGUGUUUGUGUACCAUGAGCACCAACAACUACAUCCAGAUUGGAGCAAAAUUAUUGUUUUGUUGGGAACUAAAUAAGAACUCUUGUAGAGUAAUGAAAACAUGUCAAGAAUGAACUUUCUGACUGCACAAUGAAUGAAUAUUUGCAUUGGCUUGCACUGCAAAAGAAAUGUAUUCAUGUAUUUUUAAUUAGUAUUUUUUUUUUACUUAUUUUACAGUGAGGGAUCUAAAAAAACAACAACCUUGAAACCUUGAAAAACAAAAUAUUUAUUUAAAAAGUUAAAUGCUUAAAUAUCCUGGAAAUAAAAUAAACCAGAUAAAAACACUUGAAACCAGACAUAUUUACUUGAAAACACAUGAUAUACUGUAUAUACUAAAAGUCUGAUGUUAAUAAGAACUUUCUGAAUCUGAAUUCUAAAAAAUAAGUAUUGCAGUAUCCACACAAAUACUGAGCAGCACAACUGUUUUCAACAUUGAUAAAAUAAUAAAUGUUUCUUGAGCAGCAAAUCAGCAUAUUAAAAUGAUUUCAUGAUCAUGUGACACUGAGUAAUGACUCCUGAAAAUUCAGCUUUGUCAUAACAGGAAUAAAAUACAUUUCAAAACAGAAAACAGGUGUUUUAAAAUGUAAUAAUAUUUUACAAUAUUACUUUUUUUAAUAAAUGCAUCCUUGGUUAACAAAAAAAGCCCCUUUUAAAAAUAUAACAUGUUACUGAUCCCAAACUUCUGGGGAAAAAUACACUUAAGUUAAAGGUACUUUCUUUGAAAACAAGCCUCAGUAUCUUAUGCACUGUUGAUUCUGAAGUAAUUUUGUAUUGUUUUAAUGUUUUUUUUUUUGUUUGUUUGUUUUUUUAGAUAUUGUAGCUGUAAAAAAUAUGGAGAAAAAUACUUGUUAAAAAUAUAAUGUUUUGCAGUGUGAGAACUAGUUGGAGGUACGAGUAGAAAGCACAAGACUUUGUUUUUUUUAUUAUUAUUAUUUGUCGUUUGUCCUUUCUUUCUUUAUUUUUUUCUUUGAGAAAGCACAAAACUCCAGCUGGAAGUACUGUGAUUUAAAUUCUUUAGCUGUUUACUGGUGACUAUAUGGUCACCCAGUGUGUUUCAAUCACACACUUAGUAAUAUCACAAAUAUACAAACUUACAAUAUGUGCAUGCCUAUUUCUCAUCUCUAGCUGUGUAUCAUACAACCCUCUGUUAUCCCUAGUUAAAAUGAAUAAAUUCUAUUCAGCUGCAACAUGGUGUGUGUUUAGUAGUCUCUCUGGUAGAGAACAAUCAAAGACAUAUGAAAAUCUUAAGGGAUUUACAUCUCUGGUAUACACAGCUUUAGAGUUUAGUACUCAGUGGUAUUUUAUAAGAUGCUUUCUUGUGAUGUUUUAAUAUGCACAAAAGGUCAUUACAUUGCCAUUAAAGAGGACGCAUUAUGUUGAAUUAAUCAUUUCAUCCUCAAUUCCAAACAGCUUGUUCAUUAAUAAUGUCUGUAGAAUCUUGUACUUUAAUUAAAAAUUCAUGCGUUUGUGGAAAUGUUUAAUGAUCGUUGGAUUUCAACACUGGCAAAGAGAGAAAUUCUGAAAUAAAUCAUCAAAUGGA
This is a messenger RNA of Labeo rohita (rohu), 3556 nucleotides long. It is a transcript of the gene kcnj19a, whose product is annotated as potassium inwardly rectifying channel subfamily J member 19a. Gene Ontology annotation, molecular function: G-protein activated inward rectifier potassium channel activity. The record is from RefSeq and is a predicted model, not a curated record. The transcript is spliced from 3 exons. Bases 408 to 1931 code for a protein of 507 amino acids. Gene Ontology annotation, biological process: potassium ion import across plasma membrane; regulation of monoatomic ion transmembrane transport. Gene Ontology annotation, cellular component: plasma membrane. Lineage: Eukaryota; Metazoa; Chordata; Actinopteri; Cypriniformes; Cyprinidae.